GGAGUGGUGCCAUGGAAGCUGACCUGAUUGGCUCAGAGCAGUGAAGAGACUCCACGCCACACGACGCCACGCCAAGCUGAACUGAACUCCUCUACAAGAGCAGACACAACUCUUUACUCUUCUCCAACAAUCUACUCAACUCUCCUCCAGCGAAGAGACUCCACGCCACGAGCUGACACUACUCUCCUCCAGCGAAGAGACUCCACGCCACGAGCUGACACUACUCUCCUCCAGCGAAGAGACUCCACGCCACACGACGCCACAACUCUCCUCCAGCAAAGAGACUCCACGCCACGAGCUGACACUACUCUCCUCCAGCGAAGAGACUCCACGCCACGCCACAACUCUCCUCCAGCGAAGAGACUCCACGCCACGCCACAACUCUCCUCCAGCAAAGAGACUCCACGCCACACGACGCCAACUCCUCUACAAGAGCUGACACUACUCUCCUCCACCUCUACCGACACAAGCUACUCAACUCUCAUCGAACUUUACUCUCCUCCAACUCUCUCUCUCGACCAACUUCCAAGCUGCGGAAGUUCUACUUUCACAAGAGCCGGGUUCUUUUACACAACUCUCCACUUUCUCCUCCAAGUCUGUACUCUCCACGCGGCUAACCUCUCCUCCACUUCUCUACGUCUGUCUUCAAGAUCUGCACUCUCCUCUUCUUGUGUGCCACUCCACUCCUUUCCAAGACCUGCUCUAUCCUCCUCUCCUCUCCUCUUCUCUUCUCUUCUCUUCUCUUCUCUUCUCUUCUCUUCUCUUCUCUUCUCUUCUCCUCUCUUCUCUUCUCUUCUCUUCUCUUCUCUUCUCUUCUCUUCUCUUCUCUUCUCUUCCCUUCUACUCCUCUGUUGCCUUGCUGGAAAAAAAACCCACAACAACAAGGUGUCCGUGAUGGCGGAGGGUGUUUGCGUGAAGACGUCGCUGCUGGUGUGUGUGGUGUGUAUGUGUGUUAGUCAGCUGGCCCAAGGACAACCGCUAAGGCGCAGGUCCAUCAGUGAGGUGCAGUUGAUGCAUAACGUGCGGCAGCAUCAGCAGGUCUCUGACAGACAGGAUUGGCUACAGCUGAAACUCAACAACAUCCUCACGCCCACACACACACACACACAAGCACAACCAUCGCCCUCACACACACACACACAAGCACAAGCAUCGCCCUCACACACACACACACAAGCACAAGCAUCGCCCUCACACACACACAGCUCCCCGUCAAACGCACAGCCGCGUGCCUCACACACACAAUCGCGUGUCCUGCCACCCGGCGACAAGAAAGCCAAGAACAAGCGGCGCACGCUCAGCUCCCUGGACACUCCACUGCGCUCCCGCAGCACCAAGACGCUCGACACACCCAUCAGGAGAGCCGACACGCCCAUUAGAAUCCGGAACACCUCCCUAAAGACCCUGAACACACCCCUAGCAACCUCCCCUAACAACACGCUGAGAACCCUGAAGACCGUACACACACCCCUGACACGCCCAGACCAGGCACACACACCCCUGACGUCGCUUAGCAACAAGAAGGCUGGGCACCUGCCCAAGAAUACACAACAGGAUUCUGAGGACCCCUAAGAAGGCCCUAACAUCCCAUAAUGCUGCCAUGGCAACCCUUAACACACCCCCAACAUCCCUUAGCCAACUGCUGCCAUGGCAAUCCUUAUUCUGUUGCCAUGGCCCCUAACAUCUGCUACCAUGACAAUCAUGAGAACCUCAUAGACACCGCUGACAUCCCAUAAUAUUGCCAUGACAACCGUGAUGACCUCAUAGAUACCCCUGACCUCCCGUAACAUUUUGGGCCUCCUCAAGGAGUGUUUGAUGCACCCUAACCACACAAAUAGACCAGGCGCGAUGCGAUUCAAGCGACAGAGCGAUACGCGCGACUGAAGCGACUACAGUAUGUCCGUUACAAGCAGAAGGCAAAGCAUUCAAACAUUCCCAUUGGCUGUGGUCACUGACCUCUAUACAGUCAUUGGCUGUCGGGGCUGGUCGCCGAACCGCGUCAUAGAAAGUUGAAAGGAUUUCAACUUCAAACUGUCGCGCUCGUCGCGCAAAUCGCCUCUAGUCUCCAGAAUUGCUUUUGUUGCAUGACUCAAUACAAAGUCAAUUACUUCCUCUGCUCGCCUCGCUCUUGUCGCGGUAGGUGUAUUUGUGCGGUAAUUGUCACAUGUCCAGACUUCUGACGUCCCUUAACACACACACCCCAAUACACAAGAGAUGCAUGGACACACUCAUAUGAAACGCACACCUAACACACAUAGACUCAUAGGAAUCAUAAACAGACACCCAAUAUACAUGGCUGAAUGCACCCUCUCUCUAGUCCUCUCCUCUCCUCUCCUCUCCUCUCUUCUCCGUUCCUCUCUCUUGUCCAUUCCUCUCUCCUCUCCUCCUCUCCUCUCCUCUCUUCUGUCCUCUCGUCUCUUCUCUUCUCUUCUCUUCUCUUCUCUUCUCUUCUCUUCUCUUCUCUUCUCUUCUCUUCUCUUCUCUUCUCUUCUCUUCUCUUCUCUGUCUUCUCUUCUCUUCUCUUCUCUUCUCUUCUCUUCUAUUCUCUUCUCUU
Engraulis encrasicolus (European anchovy) is the source of this 2554-nucleotide messenger RNA. It is a transcript of the gene pth1b, whose product is annotated as parathyroid hormone 1b. The transcript is spliced from 3 exons. Lineage: Eukaryota; Metazoa; Chordata; Actinopteri; Clupeiformes; Engraulidae. Gene Ontology annotation, biological process: intracellular calcium ion homeostasis. The coding region runs from base 895 to 1572 and encodes 225 amino acids. The record is from RefSeq and is a predicted model, not a curated record. Gene Ontology annotation, cellular component: extracellular region. Gene Ontology annotation, molecular function: hormone activity.